Penicillium nucicola is the source of this 1494-nucleotide messenger RNA. Its product is annotated as MFS sugar transporter. Lineage: Eukaryota; Fungi; Ascomycota; Eurotiomycetes; Eurotiales; Aspergillaceae. The coding region runs from base 1 to 1494 and encodes 497 amino acids. Gene Ontology annotation, biological process: transmembrane transport; carbohydrate transport. The record is from RefSeq and is a predicted model, not a curated record. Gene Ontology annotation, molecular function: carbohydrate:proton symporter activity. Gene Ontology annotation, cellular component: membrane. The transcript is spliced from 2 exons.
AUGUGGCGACAAAAGCCCCAACUCGCGAAACUGAACACCAUAAUCGCCGGCCUACUGCUCUUUUCAAGCACAGUUGGCUACGAUGGCUCCCUCAUGAACGGACUCCAAUCCCUGGAGCAAUGGCAAGAAUUCAUGAGCCAUCCCACAGGAGCCUGGCUCGGCUUCAUCAACGCUAUCCAGUUCCUAGGUGUUAUCCUGGGUUUUCCACUGCAGGCCUGGGCAGCCAACCGCUUCGGUCGAAAACCCACUAUCUUCGUCGGAUACUUCUUCCUCGCUAUCGGCGCCGGACUCCAAGCCGGUGCUACGAGCCCGGCCAUGUUCAUUGUUGCUCGGCUGUUUGUGGGACAGGCAAGCGCUUGGUUCCAGGUCGCUGUGAUCCUGGUCACGGAGAUUGCGUAUCCGUCGCAUCGGUCCAAGUUCUCGGCUAGUUAUCAAUGCCAGUACUAUGUUGGCUCUAUCUUUUCUGCUUGGCUUACUUUUGGAUGUCGGGAUCAGGACUCGUCUUGGGCGUGGAGGCUUCCGUCACUGUUGCAGUUGGGUAUUCCGCUGCUGGCGUUGCCCUUUGCUGCUAUGGCUCCUGAGUCGCCUCGAUGGUUGAUUAGUCAAGAUCGACACGAGGAAGCUCGUCAGAUGGUGGUUAGGUAUUACGCUGAGGGCGAUGAGUCGUCGCCAUUCAUCGUGGCUCAGAUGGAUGAGAUGUCCAGUUCCAUUGCUGCAGAAAAAGAAGCCGAGUCUUCCACCAAGUGGACGGAUAUGGUCAAAACAAGCGGCAAUCGGCGCCGUUUCUUCAUAAGUGUCACUUUGGGAAUAUUUGCGCAAUGGAACGGAGUCGGUGUCGUCUCAUACUAUCUCACUCUCAUCCUAGACACCAUUGGAAUCACCUCAGUCAAGGACCAACUAAUGAUAAACGGAUUCCUCCAACUCUGGAACCUGAUCAUGGCAAUCGCAGGCGCAUUGCUAGUGGACCGUGUGGGACGCAGAUCCCUCUUCCUCCUAUCCACAACCAUCAUGCUCGUGAGCUACAUUAUCAUCACAGGCUUAUCUGGCGGCUUCGCAACAACGAAAUCCGCCCCCAUCGGAGUCAGCGUCAUUCCGUUCUUAUUCCUAUACUACGGCGGAUAUGACAUCGCCUUUACUCCACUGCUCCUGGCCUAUCCAGCUGAGAUCUGGCAAUUCUCGUUGCGGGCUAAGGGCGUUGCGUUGACGUCCGCGUGCACGUAUUUUGCGCUUCUGUUUAACUCGUUCGUGAAUCCGAUUGCGUUGAAUGCUAUCCACUGGAAAUAUUACUUUGUUUAUAUCGCUCUGCUUGUUUUGAUCUUCGUGGUUGUUUAUCUGCUGUAUCCGGAAACGAGGGGACAUUCGUUGGAGAAUAUGGCUGCUAUUUUUGAUGAUGAUGAGAACUCGAGUUGGACGGAUGUUCAGUUUGGGAAAAAGAUCAGUGAUCCUGAGGUGGAUCAUAUUGAAUGUCAAGGGAUUGAGCGUGAUGAUCGGUAG